CUAUCAUGAAAAGAUGAUCUAUCUGUUAAUGAGAGUUGUUAAUUUUGAUGAUACCAUAAGAUAUAUUGGUUUUUUGCAGUGUUAUAUAUAAGUAAAAUACAGAUUUGAUUAUUGAUUCUGUUAAUUCACUUUAUGGUAAAAAUUAUCGUUUUUAAAGGAAAACAUUAAAUAUUAAAUGAAAUAAGUUUACUUUAUUUCCAUUUUGGUCUUGUCAUCCUAUUGUGCUUCAUUUUUGGAAGAGCAACCAGGAAUGCAGAAUAAAAUUUAUUCAAUAAAAUUGGAGCGAACUCAAUCUUAGGCCAGAAAAUCGUUUUUCGAUUUCAUUACAACAGGAUAGCAUUUUAGAUCUAAGAGUGAUAUAUUGGAUGACAUUGCAUUGACAUAAACAACACAGAAGGAGAGCAUAAAAUUAUAUAAUUUUAAAAAUACUUAAUAUACUGGUGAAAUUAGUUUUGGAGGAUAAGAAAAUAAAUUUAAAGUAGAAUAAAUUACUAAAAUAGGUUAUAUUUGAUACUGGAUCAGCAAAUAUUUGGUUGAAUUCAGCUAGAUGUCACGAUUACGGCUGCAAGAAUCAUAAACAAUAUGAUGGUUAAAAGAGUUUGACUUAUGAGCAUUUAGGUUAUGAUUUAGAUGUUGAAUUUGGAACUGGUGAAUUGAUGGGGGAGGUAAAAAAGAUAAAUAAAUUAAAAGAUCAAUGCAGAUACUGCCUAUAUUGGAAAUGUUAAGAUUAGAAAAUAAGAGUUCGCAGAAAUAGUUAGGGAAAAUGGAGAUGUAUUUGCUUAAUCUGAUUUUGAUGGUAUAGUAGGUUUAGCAUAUCCAACAAUGGCUGCUUAUCAUUUUAAUCCAUUAUUUGAUAAUAUCAUGCAAUAAAAGUUGUUGGAUAGGAAUGUGUUUUCAUUCUACUUUUCAAGAUAAGAGAACUCUAGAACCUCCGAACUAACUUUGGGAGGAUGGAAUUAAGAUCAUUUUGAAGGUGAAUUGCAUUUUCAUAAUGUGGCCAAUAAGUAUUACUGGCUAUUGGAGGCUAAUAACAUUUUGGUGAAUGGAAAGGAUGUUGGAUUAUGUAAAGGAGGUUGCAGUGUUAUAGCAGAUACUGGAACAUCAUUAAUAACAGGUCCAUCUGAUGAUUUAUAUGAUUUGAUUGAUACUCUUAAUAUAGACGAUAAUUGCAAGAAUCUUAAAGAAUUACCAACCUUAACUUUUGUGUUGGAUGGAAUUCAUUAUGAUCUUGAUGCACAUGAUUAUGUAAUGAAGAUAGAUUCAUAUGGAAAUGAAGUAAAUACUUUUAUAAUAUCAAUAGGUUGCAUAUGGAUCCUUUGCAUCUACAGACAGCUUCUUGGAAAUGGGUGCAGGUUGUGAAUGUAUUGGAACAUUUAUGCCCUUAGACAUCCCUUUCCCUCAAGGGCCAGCUUGGAUUUUGGGUGACACCUUCUUAAGCAAAUAUUAUUCUGUUUAUGAUAGAGAUAACGAUAGGGUUGGCUUUGCUAGAUCAAAAUGAACAUAACUUUGUAAUCAAAAGUCAUUCAUUAUUUUUUCUUAAUAAAAAU
Molecule: messenger RNA, 1547 nt
Organism: Paramecium octaurelia
Lineage: Eukaryota; Ciliophora; Oligohymenophorea; Peniculida; Parameciidae
Source: the annotation of a GenBank genome assembly